AUGGACGAAAGAAGAUUUCCGAAUGGCAAAAUUGGUAUCCAUGGAAACAAGUUAUGCAGCGCUCCUUCGAUAUUGCCGCCCCUAUUAUUUGGCGAAGAAGCCCGCCAUCUUGUUUAUGUCUUUUGUGAAGGAGGCGAGAGAUCAAGAAAAAGCAAAAAACACGGCUAUCGGAGGAAGUAUUGCUCGCUUUGUCGCCAUUUCCACGAAGCACCUUCUUUCAAAGAUGGGAUUGAGAAGUAUUUUUCUUGCCGAGAAUCUCCCCAGAUUUUCCAGCGUGGAGAAAAAUUACUUAACAAAGGUGAUCUGAGCUCUGAUGGGGACAUAAGUCGUUUGGAAGAAAUUGGUACUCCUGUUGCAGAGGAAGAAAACUUGAGGACUCUCUCGAUAGAAGGAUUAAAAAUGUACAAGAAAAAAAGUAAAACAAGCCAUCAAUCAGGUAUAAGGAAAUCUGAGGGGGAGCAAGGAGGGGCCAGUUUGAACAGGGAGACAGAUAAGAAAAACACGUCUGCCCGAAGCGGUUGUAAAGUUUGUGCGGAGCGAACAGGUAACGAGAAUGAGAAGAAUAAAUCAAAGAAAAAGAUGAUCAAGAUAGUCCUGCCUUCAUUCGAAUGA
Molecule: messenger RNA, 612 nt
Organism: Pocillopora meandrina
Lineage: Eukaryota; Metazoa; Cnidaria; Anthozoa; Scleractinia; Pocilloporidae
Source: the annotation of a GenBank genome assembly